Molecule: messenger RNA, 449 nt
Organism: Pocillopora damicornis (cauliflower coral)
Lineage: Eukaryota; Metazoa; Cnidaria; Anthozoa; Scleractinia; Pocilloporidae
Source: RefSeq, a predicted model, not a curated record
AAUUAAACACCCAACUAUGUAUUACUGUUACUAUCGGGGCUGCAACAAAACUUUUAACUCCAACAAUGGCACUCUUCAAUCGCCUUUUCAUCCGGAAAAGUAUCCAAGUGGACAGUACUGCUCUUGGAGAAUAACUGUUCAUUACUCACAACGAGUUCAUCUUAAGUUCACAACCUUCCAAUUACAAAACGAGGAAGACACGGACGAGCUAUAUGUGUACGAUGGAGAAAAUGAGAGAGAUUACUUGUUGGGUGUGUUUUAUGGAGAUCAUCAUCCACCAGAGGAAGGAAUCUUCUCUACAUGGAACAGUCUGUUUUUAAUAUUCAAAUCCGACGAUAAAGACUCCUACACUGGCUUCAGUGCUUUCUACCGUGUGGUCAAUAAAAAAUCUCCAUACACAUGUGAUCAGGAGGUGACGCCAUCAUCUAACGAUGUGACUCCUUUUAGAG